This is a messenger RNA of Cyphellophora europaea CBS 101466, 1248 nucleotides long. RefSeq lists its product as uncharacterized. Lineage: Eukaryota; Fungi; Ascomycota; Eurotiomycetes; Chaetothyriales; Cyphellophoraceae. Gene Ontology annotation, molecular function: acetyl-CoA C-acyltransferase activity. Gene Ontology annotation, biological process: phenylacetate catabolic process; fatty acid beta-oxidation. The transcript has a single exon. The coding region runs from base 1 to 1248 and encodes 415 amino acids. The record is from RefSeq and is a predicted model, not a curated record. Gene Ontology annotation, cellular component: peroxisome.
AUGGCCGCCGCCGCCGCCCCCGCCCGCGGGCUCGCCGCCAUCCGCCACAAAUCCCCACACGACGUCGUGCUCCUCUCCUCACUGCGCACGCCCGUCACGCGCGCCUACAAAGGCGGCUUCCGCUCGGCUUACGACCACGAGCUCCUCUCCCACGUCCUGCGCGCCACCCUGGCCGCGAACCCCAAUUUACCGCCCGAGGCCAUCGAGGAUGUGGCCGUGGGCGUCGUGCUCGCCGAGCUGGGCGGCAGCAAGGCCGCGCGCAUGGCGCAGCUGCACGCCGGCUUCAGCGAACGGACUGCCCUGCACACGGUAAACCGGGCGUGCAGUAGUGGGCUCGCGGCCGUGACGGGGAUUGCGAACAUGAUUGCCACGGGACAGAUUAGCUGUGGCGUGGGCGCGGGCAUGGAGAGCAUGACGAGGAAUUAUGGGAGUCGGGCCAUCCCGACGGAUUUGUGGGAGGGGUUGAAGGGGAGUGAGGUGCAAGAUGCGAGGGACUGUAUUAUGCCCAUGGGUUUGACGAGUGAGAAUGUGGCCAAGCGGUAUGGUGUUAGUAGGGAGGAUCAGGAUGCGUUCGCGGCAGAGAGUCACAAGAGGGCGAGUCGCGCUCAGAAAACGGGGUUGUUCGAUGGUGAGAUCGUGCCCGUGAAAGUACUGCAGAGUGAUUUGGAAGCGCCGGACAAGCCGAGUGUGGAGGUGGAGGUGAGCCAGGAUGAUGGAAUCAGGCAUGACAUUAGCGUGGAGAAGAUGGCGAAGCUGAAGCCCGCGUUUGCGAAGGAUGGCACCAGUACGGCGGGGAACAGCAGUCAAGUCAGUGACGGCGCGGCCGCGACGCUGUUGAUCCGAAGGAGCACGGCGAACGAGCUGGGCUUGAGCGGCAGCAUCAUCGGCAAAUGGGUGGCUACUCAGACGGUGGGCUGCAAGCCCGAUGAGAUGGGCGUGGGGCCUGCCAUCGCCAUCCCGAAGCUGCUGGACUUCACCGGCACCAAGACCGACGAUGUCAAGGUGUGGGAAAUCAACGAGGCCUUUGCGAGUCAGGCACUGUACUGCAUACGGAAACUCGGCCUGGACAACCGAAUGGAGGACGUGAACCCGCGGGGCGGUGGCAUUGCGCUCGGUCAUCCCCUGGGCAUGACGGGCACGAGACAGCUGGCGACGUUGAUGCCGCAGCUGCAGGAAGGCGAGGUCGGUGUCGUGAGCAUGUGUAUUGGCACGGGCAUGGGCAUGGCCGGUAUGUUUGUUCGCGAGUGA